Porites lobata is the source of this 1329-nucleotide messenger RNA. NCBI's taxonomy places the organism in Eukaryota, Metazoa, Cnidaria, Anthozoa, Scleractinia, Poritidae. The record is from the annotation of a GenBank genome assembly.
AUGUCCAACCCCUUUUUCAUUCGCGUCAGAGAAGACACCAUUCGCGCUGUCUACGUUGAUAUAUGGCUUUUGCACCCUCUGCUGCGAAGCAGGUGCGGAGCAGUUCUCAAUCAAGAAAGUAACGAUGCAAAGUCCAGGCUGGCCGCAGGUCUGUCAGAGGUUAGAAGAGGCGAAAAUCCUUACGCUAAAGUUUUGUACGGACGGGAUGGGCAAUUUCUCAGAGAGGGAAUAGAAGCAUCCUGUGUAAACAAUCCUCUGGCAGACCAAAUAUUUUGUCCGGCUUUGCCUCAACUUGUGAAAUUGGUUAAUACCCUAGAAAUGGUUAAAUGGGAAUUCGAGAGGAGUUUCAAAUGGAGUGCUUAUCGAUUGCACUUUUUGAUGUUAAAGCACAUUUAUCCUGAAGAAUUCGAAACCGUUUACCCAACAACUACCGAGCAAGUUAGCGAACUUAUUGUCAAUAACUUAGAGAAGAUUUUUGGGUACAUUAAUAACGGGCAAAUAGAUGAUUUGACUGGUGAGUGGAUCCCGUUGGUACCAGAUUUAACGACAAUCAAAUCAGGUUGUGAAACAGCGUGGGCCCUUCCAAGUAACGUGAAGAAGAGUGAAUGUAUGUUUUGGAAAGCCAUCGUCCAGCUAGAAGCCUUUAGCAAAUCACGGCUCUCUCCAGCAAGUGGCAAGGUUAUCAAGAUGCUCAACACUAACAUCGAUUAUAAAAGCUUCCUAGCACUGACCGAAAUGGAUAGGAUUCUUCAAGUCGUUGAAAAUCAAGAAACUGCAUUGCAAGAGCUUAGCCAGUGGGUGACAAGUGAGGUGUCUAAAACAGUAAACGAACGGUUUAAUGGCCUUCGAACGUAUUUCACUAAAGUCGAAACCUUCAACCGCGAAAAGGCAAAUGCUGAUGUCGAGUUUAUCAACGGAAGGUUAAACAAGUACAAAUCCAAUAUUGAGACUCUGAGCACUGAGUUGGGGAAUCAAGUUGGAAAACUUAUCGAUUAUGCAAUAGCAGCCGUUUCGCUUGAACUUGCAGAGGAUGCAGCACAGUGUGUACUGGCAGCUGCUGUUGUUAUGAAUCCCCUUGAAAAGCUUUUUGGUGGUUCCAGUGCUGGAGAUUAUAUCGAUCGACAGGCAAAACUAGCCGACACCUUAACCCUGGUUGGAGAGAUGAUAAGGAGAGAGAGGGUCUUUAACGAACUCGUUAAUGAUGCAAAGGACAUUCGAAGAAGAUUGAAUAACAACGCCCAAUUUCUUGAAGACGUGCGAAUCAUCCUUGAUGGCAUCCAAAAGGGUACUUCAGCAGAUGACUGCAUCGAUAAAACAAAAGUUUCUUGA